This is a messenger RNA of Colossoma macropomum (tambaqui), 6627 nucleotides long. It is a transcript of the gene mtmr7a, whose product is annotated as myotubularin related protein 7a. Gene Ontology annotation, biological process: dephosphorylation. NCBI's taxonomy places the organism in Eukaryota, Metazoa, Chordata, Actinopteri, Characiformes, Serrasalmidae. Bases 3853 to 5832 code for a protein of 659 amino acids. The transcript is spliced from 14 exons. The record is from RefSeq and is a predicted model, not a curated record. Gene Ontology annotation, molecular function: phosphatase activity.
AUGUAUUUCCUAUUGUAUUCUAAUACCAGUCUGGAGCCUGCGGUGAUCACCUGUGUGUGUUUAAGAUCAGCUUAAUGCGCUCUUUAUUACACAGGACUGUACACUGCUGUGGUGGGCAGCAUAUUUGAUGAGAGUCUAACCCGUGGGUGCUUAAAACAGCUUUCCAUUGUUAACAGCACUGUGAGACAUUGUUAGAUUACAAAUUCUUAGGUGGGAUUUUUUCUCAGAUGUUUUCUAGGUUACGUUCAAGUCUGCACUGUGAUCUUUAAUUUAAAAACUUGUAUUAAUGUUGUAAUAAAGUUAAAAACUUUUUUUUACAUUUUACAUUAUUACCGACUGUCAGAAGCUGCAGAAGUCUGUAUUAUAAGAAUAGCAGAACUAAAAGAACUAAAAGAGAGUAAAAUAUCAUAAAACAAGGGAAUACAGAGAAAUCUAGUGACUGUCAGAAUAUUCCUACAAUAAUAUAUAAAGAUACAUAACAAUUUCAGAUGUAAAUGAAAAACUCCAAACAGUAUGUAAAUGUAAAAUAUAAAGCACUUUAACAGUACAAACUCUGCAAGCAUAAGCAAACACACUCCAGAGAAGAGCUGUGCUACUUAUCAAAGGGAAAAAAGGCUCAACUGGCAAGCUGCAGUCCUUGACAGUGUUUUCUUUCCCAACGCUGAUCUAGUAUGUACUUAACAGCAUGUACCAAUGGUCAACUGCUUCAACAAGCUGACUGAAAAACUGAAAAAUCUACAUGCAGCACUGUAUGUCAAUAUGCAUUUAUUUAAUUAUAGUUAGAGACUUGAGCUGUGUCUCUAAAAUGAAGCACCAUAUAGAACUGUGAAAAAGCCAGAGAUCACCUUUCAUUUCACUCCCAGUCAAAACAGCCAUCAAGUAUAAGUUAUUAAUUUUUCAGCAUCAGGAAAUAAAGCAGAAACAUAUAUUUAACAGAAAAUUACACAUAGCCUCAAAAACUCAAUAUAAUAUCGCAUUUUCAGCAAUAAGUGUGUCCACGCUUUGCCUUUAUUGCAGCUUUUGUUCUUUUCAGGAGGCUUGCUUUCAGAUUUUUAAAGACAUCUCCAAAAUUCAGUCUUAGAAGUUGGUUGAUUUUAAGAUUGGAUGGAUGGAAAAGUUAGCAGUGGGAUGAACAAAUUAAAUAUUGAUUAAUUUGAUAAUUAUACUUAUGUUAAAGACAUCUGUAAUGUUCUGUUACAAGUAUAUUUCCUGCUGUUUUUUCUGAUGUUGGAAAAUUAAAUAACUUGUACCCAAUGGCUGUUUUGUCUGGUGAUUAAUUUAACAAAACUUAUUUAAUUACCACACAAAACAGCCACUGUGCAAAAGUCCAAAAGUUACAGUACUGGGCUUUUGCACGGUACUGUAACUAAUCAGUCAAUUUGGCCACGUCAGGCUUGUGUUAUACAAUAGUUCUAUACAAUGAAUAAAACACUAUGUUAUUUGUCAUUAUAGUUAUUUGUGUGGCAAUUAAUCACCACUUAAAGUUUCAUGAUCGUGACAGGCCUAAUUCUCUAAUUGCUCAAAUCAGUACAUGCAGAUGUUAUAGCUACACUGUUCUGGUUGCACAAUGUACACAGUCAUCUGAAACAAUUACAAUGUCUGUGACUUUACAUGCUAAUCACGAGAAGAAGAACAUAGGUAUUUAAGUCUGAGGCUUAUAAUUUUAACAGAGAUUAAUAAAAAAAAAUGGAAAGACUGAUAUAAGGCCAUUUUUGAUACUUUUGCAUGUUUGCACGUGUUCCCACUCUCGUUUCGCAGUCGCACAAGACAUUCACGUUCAGUCAGGCACAAACGCAAAUAAAAUCAUUCAAAGCAAGGCUUAGGAAUGAUUAAUAAGAAUGUGGAUCCACUUUGGUUUCUGAAUGAAUGAACUAAGAGGAGAUAAGGAAAAAAGGGGCUGCUAAGUUGAAUGACUUCUGCCUAGUUUACCUGAACAGCUUUAUUGGUCUGAUCAUCGUAAAGGCUGAUAACCCUGUCAUAAUGUGUCUAGAAUUACUUACGUGUGGAACAUACAGAUAUCUCUGACUACCUCUAUUCAGUUAUGAUUAAUCUAGAUUUGUUACAAAGGAAAGCUAUUUAUAGCAUAUGUUUAAGGGCACUGCCAAUUCAUUAGGUAGACAAAUGUAUCAGCAUAAGCUGAACGUGUGGUAUACGGGGGGAGUAUAAAUUAAAAGAAAUGUAUUAUAUUUGAAAAGGAAUGCUGCUCAUUUUACUGAUAAUGAUUGACUCACAGAGAAGAACAGAGACUUACAAGACACACAGGCUUUGGUUAUUCUAUAAUCAACAGAAACAAAAUAUUAAUAUUAACAAGUUUCUUAUAACACAUUAUGGUCUAUAUUAUUGGAUGUUUAUAAAUGAAUCAUAUUAGUAUGAUGUAGCAGUGCAACAUAAUAUGUUGUACAAGCAUACCAACAUGAUUCUCCUAUAAAAAGGUAUUUAAGGAAAUUAAUAUCCAGCACAACAUUUAGUAAACCCAAAAACUACACUGACAUUUUGAACAUUUAACCACUGGUAAACAUUGACCUCUUAAUAUCCUAUUACAUAAUAAGGCUUAUUAUUCAGUAACUACAUGGAAUACAAUGCAAACCAGCUGAGCUAUUCUUAUAGAAGUGUGCAGUAAAACUUUGGACCAGUCGGUAGGUCCUGGCCAUUUAAGAGGUUAAUGAAGUUCUUUAGGAAACUCCAUACAAACGUUUAACAAAAUGAUAUUUAUUUUAGAGAAAAGACUUUUAGUGCAACAUGACAGUAGACCCUUUAUGUGGUAAAAGCCUGGAGAAGAACUCCAACCAGACUGCACAAGGAGUUACAGAGGUGGAAAUGUCAAAGUCUAGCUGCUUUUCUUACAGUGGUGUCACUGAGCUUGUGUUCACUAAUCAGAUCAUGGACUGGACUGGAAACGCACCAGUCGCCUUUUUAAAUAAUUAGUCUUCACACUGUCUGUUUACAAUUAAUGCCAUUUGGUUUGACAUUUAGAUUUCUAACACAGUGAAUUUCAUACAAUUUUGUGUAUUGGGCAAAUGUCCAAAUACUAUUUGGGGCCACUGUAUUGUUCAAAAUGUUAAGCUGUAAAAAUAAACAAAUAAAAUAAAGUAAAAAUAAAUAAUUAGUCAGUCAGUGACAAAACCACCCUCCUAAAGACCUCACUGACUAUGCCUGUUUCCUUAUAAGAACGCCUUCAGCACUGUCUGUACUCUGCACUUCUCAAGAAAUAGCCCAGUUCUUAAGAAACCUCAUCACAGCCCUUAUAAACAGCAUUCCAACACGGACUAAAGCUACCCUAAAGAAUUAAAACAGCUCAGCUCCAUGUUGGCACGUAGUUUUUCGGUGGUCUAACGUGAAAAACGACAUUUAUGUGUAAUGCUAGGCCUAAAACACAGCUAUGUCUCAUAAACUAAAAACGUUUUGCUUUAGUUGUCGUUAUGAGGGAAGGCAGCUGUAACAGUAGGCUAACCUACGGGCCUAGCUAAGCUAAAUCUCUUAUGGCCACAGAAGCUUUCUAAUUGACAUUAACUCUGAAAUCCGGCUCAAAUGUAUGAUAAGACAACUACACAGCAACUUUAUUUGUUUCCCUCCUUCUGUUUUAGUCGAGCUGCCUAAACCGGUGGGCUUUAGGACCCUGCUCGGCGCGUGAGAGCGACUGGUGAUUCACCACUGAUGACAGAGGGAACCAUGUCCCAAUCAGCUAGCAUUCAUAGCACUUCAACGAUUUCUCCUUUAUAUAUUCCGUUUAUUUAGUCCCAAAUGUUAUGAGAGAGUAUAACAGCGAAAAAUGCCCUUUUAGCAGGUAACAGCACUGGCAGCUUCUUCUGAAAGCUUGAGAUAAAUUUUAUCUGCAUAGGGAUUUGAGAGUGAAUGAUGGAGCACAUCAGAUUGCCAAAGGUUGAAAAAGUCCAGUUAGUGGACAGGGGCUCUUCUCGACGGGCACAAGUGGGCACAUUGUACUUGACAGCCUCUCAUACUAUCUUUGUGGAUAACGAGACUGAGGUUCGCAAUGAAAUAUGGGUGCUGCAUAGUUUAGUGUGUAAUGUUGAGAAGCAAAGCGUUACUGCCUUGGGCUAUCCACUUCUCAUUCAGUGCAAGAAUUUCCAGGUCAUUCAACUCAUCAUCCCACAAGAGAAUGACUGCAACGAUGUUCUUAUGUCACUCUUACGUCUCUCCAGGGCAAAACGAUAUGAGGAACUGUAUUGUUUUUCUUUCAAGCCUAACAUUGACAAGGCUGAGCGAGACCAGGCUUGGGACUUUGUAGACCUGAGGGCUGAAUACAGUCGAAUGGGAGUACCAAAUAAGCUCUGGCAUGUCACCCCCAUCAACCGAGAAUACAGGGUGUGUGAUACAUAUCCCGCAAACCUGUUUGUGCCUAAAUCAGCCACCCUCCCUGUCAUUGUCGGGAGCUCCAAGUUUCGCAGCAGAGGCCGAUUUCCCACGCUGUCAUACUACUGCAAAGAAACCCAAGCAGCCAUAUGUCGCAGCAGCCAGCCUCUGUCCGGUUUCAGCGCCCGCUGCUUGGAAGAUGAGCAGAUGCUAGAGGCCAUCAUGAAGUCCAACCCUGGCAGCCGGUUCAUGUAUGUCGUGGACACCAGACCCAAGCUAAAUGCAAUGGCAAACCGGGCUACAGGAAAGGGUUAUGAAAGUGAGGAUAACUACACCAACAUCAAGUUUCAGUUCAUCGGCAUUGAAAACAUCCAUGUGAUGAGGAACAGUCAACAGAAGCUGAUUGAAGUGUCUGAUCUUCGGUCUCCUUCCAUGGGGGAAUUCCUCAUGGGACUGGAAAAUUCAGACUGGUUGAAACACAUCCAAACCAUACUGACUGCUGGAAAGUUCAUCGCCAAGGCUGUGGCAGAGGAAGGGGUCAGUGUCUUGGUUCACUGCUCUGAUGGUUGGGAUCGGACAGCUCAGGUGUGCUCUGUGGCCAGCAUACUUCUUGACCCUUACUACAGGACUCUCAAAGGAUUUAUGGUGCUGAUUGAAAAAGACUGGGUUUCGUUUGGACAUCGGUUUUCCCACAGAUACAGUCAUCUAGAUGAAGACCCCAAGGAGGUGUCACCAGUUAUAGACCAGUUCCUGGAGUGUGUGUGGCAGCUUAUGGAGCAGUUUCCCUGUGCCUUCGAAUACAAUGAGAGAUUCCUUAUCAGCAUCCACAAUCACAUUCAUUCUUGUCAAUAUGGCAACUUCAUUUGCAACAGUGAAAAAGAAAGGAAAGAUCUGGGCAUCAGAGAGAGGACUCACUCCUUAUGGCCUCACCUAUGGAAGAACAAAUCAGACUUUGUGAAUCCGCUGUUCAGACCAGACCACAGUCAGACUCAGGGAGUUCUACGGCUCCUCACUACCCCCUACUGUUUCAAGUUCUGGAGGGGUUUGUAUAAUCAUUUUGACAGAGGGUUGCACCCACGUCAGUCUGUGCUGGACUGCUUGAUGGCUGUAAAAGAGGAAACACAGCAGCUAGAAGAACUGCUGGCUGUUUGUGAGCAGAAACUCGCUGCCUUGGGUAAAGAGCAGGCGAACGGCCUCUGUGUGAAGAGGAGUACAAUAAAUCAUAGCCAGACUCUCUGGGCAGAGCCAGCGCACCUAAGCUUAGCCAACUCCCCUCAGGAUUACACUGGUGGAAUUUUGAGCACUGGUCCUAAAGAUUGGCCUUUCCAGCAGAGGGAGACUGAGAGCACUGAGCUUAGCCUGUUUGGAGAUGCUACAAAAAGCUCAGACCCCGACAACAGCGACCAGGAGUCAGGAGUGGCUGACUUUAGCUGCCAUUCCUCCAGUGGUGGAGAUUCAUUUCCAAGUGAAGAUAGCGUCAAGGACGCAGACUCAGACGAAGCUGCUUUCAAUACUGCCUAAAAAAGAAAAGUGACACAUGAUAAAUGAAAGCCAUAGGAUUUCUAAAGGGACCGUGCAAUUAUACUAAAAAUGGCAAAAGGUCAUGUAUGCAUUUUGACUUGAGUUGUUCACUCUAUACUCCAUUAACAAGUAUCUGUGUCUGUAUAUCUUGUAGCCAGUGAAAAAAGGAAGUGUUGCUUUAUUUAUUACAAUAUUUAUGCCAUUGUAGCUUUGUAUGUGCAUGAAAUGAUUUGUAUUGCAAACCCCGCAUGUUACAAAAUACCUCAUAAGAAUCUUAUAUUCAUGCUAAGGCAUCAAAUGAGUUUUACAUUUUAAAAUAGCCUUUCCAUGUUUAAAUAGAACUGCACAAGUAGGACCCAGACAGAGUUCUGACAGUUUUCACUCCAUAAAUUUACUUCUUACAUGCUCGUAGGCCAAAGAAUUCCACUUUACCCAAUGUGCUAUAGGGACCUACACCCUGAACACAAAGCUAGCUCUGAGGAACAAAAUUUAACAACUGACACAGACCAAAAAGGAGAGAUAUUAUAAAGCACACAUGAUCAAGAUGCUCAAUGUAGAAACUGUAGGAAUAUCACCUCACAGUGGUUUAUUACAGCCUGCAAAUGAUGCUGAACAUUGAUGCUCUUAUGAGCAGUAAUGGGAGAUAUGCAGGAAAACAUGCAGAGUGUAAGCUUAAGCUACAUUUCCUUGUGAAUAGUGAGAGAUGAUUCCCAGAUUAUGCUCACUCUUAGCUUAUUUCUGUCACUAGUGCAAUGUUACUCAAAUAUUAGUAAAUAAAGUCAGCUUUACACAUUG